Messenger RNA from Acipenser ruthenus (sterlet), 2668 nucleotides. RefSeq names its product peripherin-like. The transcript is spliced from 9 exons. Lineage: Eukaryota; Metazoa; Chordata; Actinopteri; Acipenseriformes; Acipenseridae. Gene Ontology annotation, molecular function: structural molecule activity. Gene Ontology annotation, cellular component: axon; plasma membrane; type III intermediate filament. Bases 62 to 1429 code for a protein of 455 amino acids. The record is from RefSeq and is a predicted model, not a curated record.
CUGAACAGCAGCAUCCUGAAUCCUUCAGUCUCUCUUUCUCUCCACGAGCAACACAGACAUCAUGAGCCACCACAGGACUUCCACCACCUCCACCUCUUACCGGCGCACUUUCGGGGCGCCCCCGAUGUUCUCCCCAGUCUCCUACACCCCAGUCUCCUCCCGCCUCUCAGCCGGGGGGCGGCUCAUGAGCUCCCCGACCUCAGCCUCCUCGCACCGCUCCGUCUCGUACAGGGCCCGCAGCAGCACCCCGGCCCUGCGACUCGGCUACGACAAGGUGGACUUCGCAGGGGCCGAGGCCCUGAACCAGGAGUUCAUGACGACCCGCAGCAACGAGAAGGCGGAGCUGCAGGAGCUGAAUGACCGCUUCGCCAGCUUCAUCGAGAAGGUGCACUACCUGGAGCAGCAGAACACCAUGCUGUCUGGGGAGCUGAGCCAGCUCAGGGGCCAGCAGGAGCCGGGCCGGGCCAGCACGCUCUUCCAGCAGGAGCUGCGGGAGCUGCGCAGGCAGCUGGAGCAGGUGGGGGAGGAGAGGGACCGCUUCCACGUGGAGAGGGACAACCUGGCAGAGGACGUGGCGCUGCUGAAGCAGAGGCUGGAGGAUGAAGCUCAGAAGAGAAUAGAAGCUGAGAAUAACCUGGUCCUCUUCCGCAAGGAUGUGGAUGACGCCACGCUGUCCCGUCUGGAGCUGGAGAGGAAGAUUGAGUCUCUGAUGGACGAGAUUGCGUUCCUCAAGAAAAUGCACGAUGAGGAGAUCCAGGAGGUGCAGGUGAGCGUGCAGACCCAGCAGCUGCAGGUGGAGGUGGACUCGCACAAACCUGACCUGACGGGGGCGCUGCGGGACAUCCGGGCGCAAUACGAGAACAUCGCUGCCAAGAACAUGCAGGAGUCCGAGGAGUGGUACAAGUCCAAGUUUGCAGACCUGACUGACUCAGCCAAUCGGAACGGAGAGGCCCUGCGCCAGGCCAAACAGGAAGCCAAUGAGUCUCGGAGGCAGAUCCAGAGCCUGACCUGUGAGGUGGACGCUCUGAAGGGCAUGAACGAGGCUCUCCUGCGGCAGAUGCGUGAGAUGGAGGAGCAGUUCAGCGUGGAGGCGGCCGGUUACCAGGACAACGUGUCCCGGCUGGAGCAGGAGAUCCGACACCUGAAGGAGGAGAUGUCCCGGCACCUGCGGGAAUACCAGGACCUGCUCAACGUGAAGAUGGCGCUGGACAUCGAGAUCGCCACCUACAGGAAGCUGCUGGAAGGAGAGGAGAGCAGGAUCACGAUUCCGGUUCACAGCAUGGCCUCUCUAAGCUUCCGCAGUGCUGACUAUGACCAUGGCCAGGAUAGUCACAGCAAGAGGACAGUGAUGAUUAAGACGAUCGAGACUCGUGAUGAUGAGGUGGUGAAGGAAUCGAGGAAGGAGCAGCAGUGUGAGCAGGACGAGUAGAGUCCAAGAAGAAAGAAACAGGAGCCAGGAAUCACAGCUCACUGAGAGAUACAAGACAACCAAGCCACCAGAACAACUACCAAUGCCUUAUUACCCUCCACUGCCCCAGUACCUAGAGAUUGCAGAACAGCUACCAAUGCCUUAUUACCCUCCACUGCCCCAAUACCUUGAGAAUGCAGAAUAGCUACCAAUGCCUUAUUACCCUCCACUGCCCCAGUACCUUGAGAAUGCAGAACAGCUACCAAUGCCUUAUUACCCUCCACUGCCCCAGUACCUUGAGAAUGCAUGGCAGGAAACGUAGCUGAGCACAGAGUUCUGUUCCAUUACAGUCAGGUCAGCACUAUAGAAUAGUUUAUCUCUCACAGCCUCCCAACACCUAUCUAAAGCAGUGGCAUUUAAGGUACCAAUUAUAAGCCCAUUGUAUUACUGAAUAAACCUCUGCAUUACCAGCAAUGGCAACACAAUGGAACUAAUAUUGCCCAGUGGUGCUGACACAUUAACACGCUGUCUGGUACUAAUGUAAUGCAUUGCUAUUGUGAUGUCAUCGCUAUGUGUUGUGCCAUUGUAGCUGCUACCAUUCCCAGUACAGACCCAUUGCUGCUAUUGCAGUGCAUCUUCUGUAUUGGAAAGUGUCUUGGUUCUGUUUGUAGACACAGGGAUGUCCCUGUUUAAAGGGGAUGAUAAGUGAUGGGUGAGGCGUUUGCAUUUGGAGCCCCCUAAUACUGUCAGAGCCCAGCACACACCCCUCUAACUGCUCCCCCUAAUGCUGUCAGAGCCCAGCACACACCCCUCUAACUGCUCCCCCUAAUGCUGUCAGAGCCCAGCACACACCCCUCUAACUGUUCCCCCUAAUGCUGUCAGGCCCAGCACACACCCCUCUAACUGCUCCCCCUAAUGCUGUCAGAGCCCAGCACACACCCCUCUAACUGCUCCCCCUAAUGCUGUCAGAGCCCAGCACACACCCCUCUAACUGCUCCCCCUAAUGCUGUCAGAGCCCAGCACACACCCCUCUAACUGCUCCCCCUAAUGCUGUCAGAGCCCAGCACACACCCCUCUAACUGCUCCCCCUAAUGCUGUCAGAGCCCAGCAUACACACCUGUAACUGCAUCAGAGAAAAGGGAAUUCUGUGCUCAGUUUGUCCUGUGUUAAAGAAACCCAUUGUGUUCCAUGGUCCAAUGCUGUAGCCGUGUGAUAAUGAUAAUGUGUAUGCUUAGCAGACAAAAUAAAGAAUAAAAGGAA